UAAUAGGGCUCUUUUUCAACUGACCUUUGUGCAAACUCUGGGGUUCUUUGUGUGUUCGUCUUUACCAAAUGCAGGUUCUCUAGCCGCGAUGCGGUUCGUCACAGCUGUGGAUUUAACAGAGCCUCGGUUUGUGGAGUCUGUCUCCAGAGAACUGUGGUUGCGCAUUUGGUCUCGGGAUGAAGACAUCACCCAGCCAGAGAGCAUUUUGGCAGCUGCAGUGAAAGCGGGCUUACCUGAAGGUCAAGCCCAAAAGCUUCUGGAAAUGAGUACCUCACCUGAUGUAAAGGAUCGCUUGAAAGCAGCAACAGAAGAAGUAUUAAAAUAUGGGGCAUUUGGGUUGCCAUGUUCGGUGAUCUAUGUUGACGACAAGCCCCAGCUUCUCUUUGGUUCCGAUCGCUUAGAACUGCUGGCACACCUCUUGGGUGAGUGUUCUUAA
Messenger RNA from Pogona vitticeps (central bearded dragon), 436 nucleotides. The record is from RefSeq and is a predicted model, not a curated record. NCBI's taxonomy places the organism in Eukaryota, Metazoa, Chordata, Lepidosauria, Squamata, Agamidae.